This is a messenger RNA of Dreissena polymorpha, 2449 nucleotides long. RefSeq lists its product as uncharacterized. Gene Ontology annotation, molecular function: mannosyltransferase activity. The transcript has 4 exons. The record is from RefSeq and is a predicted model, not a curated record. NCBI's taxonomy places the organism in Eukaryota, Metazoa, Mollusca, Bivalvia, Myida, Dreissenidae. The coding region runs from base 274 to 1230 and encodes 318 amino acids. Gene Ontology annotation, biological process: mannosyl-inositol phosphorylceramide biosynthetic process.
AAGUCACGAUUGGUUAAAGUAAAACAAAACGAAUGAAUAGAAGGGAUUGGGGUAAUCAGUUAACGUAAAUUAGUGAUGUUUUAGACCUACAAAAGGAUAUAAAUGCGUAGAAGUACGCAUUAAUACAAAGCCAUAUCUUGUUUUCCGACAACGGAAGGGUACCACAUCGCGGUUGAAGAAUGUGUGUUAAAUAAAAUGUCACGAUAAAAUCCUGCGAGCACUUAGACCGGAAGGGUAAGAUCUUCUAGACGAUCUUAUAGACCGUUAUCUAACAUGAGGAUACGAAUGAAGUAUAUAUUAUCUAUACUCUUGUUGGCUAUAGCCAUUGUGAUAGUGGUGGUCUUAGGACGGAUAUUUGAAUACGUGUAUCUUGAAUUUAUUUCUCACUCGCACUCAUACGGGCUCCAUUGUGCCAGCUGCCGAAAGUCGGGUGACACGCAUGCGCGUAUCCCGUCCCACAUUCACCAGGUUUUCUUCUUCGAAACGAGUCCCGAAAUUCCGUCGGACCUUGUUGCGGCGCGCCAAACAUGCCUGAAUAUACAUCCGGGUUACGGCUACACGCUAUGGAACAAGACGGCAAUCAAUCAGCUCAUCGACGCGCACUAUCCGGAUGUCCGGGAGCUCUACGAGAGCUACGACCACUGGGUGAAGAGAGCGGAUGUGGCCCGCUACUUGGUCAUUCACCACUAUGGCGGCUGGUACCUGGAUUUUGAUAUCGAGUGUCUGAACAGUUUCGACAAGCUUACCAAUAAAGCGUUUAAGGAAAAGCGCUCCAUCGUCGUGCGUCUGACCGACCCUGUGGGAUUCUCGAAUGAUUUCAUCGGGUCUACCCCACAUCACCCGUUCAUGGCGGAGAUCAUCUCGUCCCUCCCGAUGUCCAACCGUUGGUUCAUCUUCCCGUAUCCGUCCACAGUUCUCGUCACUGGACCCACGUAUUUCUGGGGCCGGUUUCUCAACUACGUCCACCAAGAGGAGUUCCUAGUGGUUGGCAAUCAUUCGGAAUACCUCCAUCUAAAGCACGGGUCCUCGUGGCACACUUGGGACGGCGUUCUCAUCUGGUACUUCUUCAACAGGGCCGGGUUCUUCUUCCUCAUAGUGUUCCUCGCCAUAAUGGCGCUAGCGGUUGUCCUCUAUCGUCGCAGGAACAUCCGGCAACUCAUCGACCUCAACCGGAACUUCGCACCCAACAAACACAUGCUUUUGCGUGAUGAUAUUACACAUCUUAGUUAGCACGGGGAUUUCCACAAACAAAAUUUUAUUAAUUCCGUCUCAAGUUAUUGUUGAUCCAUCCAUUAAAUAUUAAACACUAAUCUGUGUACAUUACCUUCAAAUUUUAAGCAAUUAUACCAGUUUAAAAAUUGACACCUUCCUUCAUAAACAAACUGAAAGGUGAGGGGUUAACCAUUAAUAAUAUUGGAAGUAAACAAAAAUUGGAUACAUGUGCAUAUAACUGGCGUUUUUGUGUGGAUUUUUCAAAUAUACACCGUUGUUAUAAAUUUCCUAUCGAAAUAUAUAGUUAACAUGUUUAUGAACAAACGUUUUUUUUUUUAAAGAAUAACCUCUUAUUUCAAAUACGGUAAAGAAAUCACGAUGUUUUGUUUAAAUAUUUACUUAUGAGUUCACUGCAUAUUGAUUAACUAGUACUUAUUUCAUGUGUGAAAAGAAAUCAGGGUAAUAUAUAGUUGUUUUACAUAUUUUAUUAAACAAUGUAAAUUACCACGAUACAUUUUUGACUUGCUGGUAAAGUAAACAGAAAUGAAAGUAUUUUAAUGUUUAAAACAGUGAAAAGAAAUCCCGGUAAAUGCGUGUAUCUUAUUCUACACAGUAUGUUUGUUUAAAGAAAGAAGUUCUAUUGUCUGAUUUCCCAGAGAAAUGCUAUGGUAUAAUAGGAUGUUGUUGUUAAUUGUAUGUUGUUUAAUUUUUUUAACAACGUUAAAUUAUGGUAUAUUGGUUUUUCUUUUUUUUUAAAAAGGGUAAAGAUACAGGGUUGUUGUUGCACUUACUAAAAUAGUACACACGCGCUGGUAGAUAUUGUUUUAGAAUGUGGCAAUAAACGCAUAGGAAUUGUUCAUGUAUAUUGUUUGGCCUAUUUAAACACUGUAACGACAAUACGGUGCAUGGAAUCGUGCAGUAUUUUUUAAUUAAAUGAAUGUGAAUGACAACUCAUUAAACAUGACUUAAAUAAAUGAAACUUUGCAUUUAUUUUAAAUACAUUUAUAUGAAAUUUAUAAAAAAGUUUUAAUUAAAAAAAAUUAUAUAAAGAAAUCAAUCAACUUUUGUCUUAAAAAUGUGUGACUUAUACGAGUACAUAACGCAAACUCGUUUUGCCAAUACGUACACGUAUAUGGUACCACAAAGUGCUCACGCAUGCCUUUUGCACGUGCUUAAUGCCUUUAUGACGACCACAAGUUCGAUCGGGCACCACGUGGUACAACAAAUAGAUACCCGC